This is a messenger RNA of Plutella xylostella (diamondback moth), 627 nucleotides long. RefSeq names its product SNAP associated protein (gene Snapin). Gene Ontology annotation, biological process: lysosome organization; synaptic vesicle exocytosis; lysosome localization. Gene Ontology annotation, cellular component: BLOC-1 complex; synaptic vesicle; BORC complex. The record is from RefSeq and is a predicted model, not a curated record. Gene Ontology annotation, molecular function: SNARE binding. NCBI's taxonomy places the organism in Eukaryota, Metazoa, Arthropoda, Insecta, Lepidoptera, Plutellidae.
CUAUGACAGAUGACAGUUCUGGUUUUAAGUAAAUUUUGCUUCGUUGUGCAUGCUAAAAUUAAUUUUAUCUCCAGAAAUACUCGCAGUAUUUAGUAAUAGAGUAGUGGAAGAUACUCCUGCUUUUUUGGUAUCUGAUCUCAAUAUGGCCAGUUAAUUGAUAGCCAGUUCGCCAUGGACGACACUGCGAGUACAACAACAUCGGUGGAAGAUAAUACUGGCAAUUUGUUGGACAACCCCACCAGGGAUACCCUGGCUGAGGGUCUACUGGGCUUGCUCAAGCCCACUGUCGAUCAACUCGACGAGAGAGUUCGAGCUACUAGAAUAUCGCAAUUAGAAUUAAAACAACAGAUAGAAUCCCUAAACGAGGAGCUUCUAAAGGUCCGGGAGGCGUUGAACAAUCACCCCGACCUUGACCCUUAUGUGAAAAAGCUGAUAGCCUGCAAGCACAAAGUUACUGUUGUCCUCAAUGUACUGCAAGCUUCACAGGAUAGACUGAAUGAGAUAAGACGGAUGGUUGGUGCUGACAAGGGUGUCCAAAAAGCUGUGCUACCUGAGACCCCUCCAGAGCCAGAACAGAGCACAAGCGGGGUAGUGUCUGACCAGGGGAGCAUCAACUGACACCAUGGA